GGAGAGCUUCCGGCGGUGAGGACCCCGCGACUAUAGGCGGACCCUCCCUGCGAGAGAGCGCGGAUUGGCCAAGUCGGUAGCAGGGGGAGGGGCUGGUAACCCAGAGGAGGCGGCGGCGGCUGUGCCGCGGUAGGUGAGGCGUCUGACCCGGCUGUGGGCCCCGGCAGGGCGCGGCGAGAUGGAGGUGACCGGGUUGUCUGCGCCCACAGUGACCGUUUUCAUCAGCAGCUCUCUGAACAGCUUUCGCUCUGAGAAGCGGUACAGUCGCAGCCUCACAAUAGCUGAAUUCAAGUGUAAGCUAGAGCUGGUGGUGGGCAGCCCUGCGUCUUGCAUGGAACUGGAGCUGUAUGGAGCUGACGAGAAGUUCUGCUGCAAACUGGAUCAGGAGGAUGCGCUGCUGGGCUCGUACCCCGUAGAUAACGGCUGCCGCAUCCAUGUCAUUGACCACAGCGGUGCUCGCCUUGGGGAGUAUGAGGAUGUGUCCAAGGUGGAGAAAUACAGGAUCUCACAAGAAGCCUACGACCAGAGGCAAGACUCGGUCCGCUCCUUCCUGAAGCGUAGCAAGCUGGGCCGAUACAACGAAGAGGAGCAGGCACAGCGAGAGGCUGAGACCACCCAGCGCCUCAGGGAGGAGCAGGAACAGGCCAGUGCCAUCCCUGUGGGCAGCCGCUGUGAGGUGCGGGUACCCGGGCAGCCUCCUCGCCGGGGCACUGUCAUGUAUGUAGGACUCACAGAUUUCAAGCCUGGCCACUGGAUUGGCGUCCGCUAUGAUGAGCCACUAGGGAAAAACGAUGGCAGUGUGAAUGGGAAACACUACUUCGAAUGCCCGGCCAAGUAUGGUGCCUUCGUCAAGCCAUCAGUUGUGACAGUGGGGGAUUUCCCUGAGGAGGACUACGGGUUGGAUGAGAUGUGACACCUAAGGAAGGGCAUCCUCCUGCUCCAGCUAAUUUGCCUCCCUAUGUUUGCCAAUGGCUCUCUUGCUGUUCCUGUUUUUAUUUUAUUCACUUUGUUCUUGUCAUUGAUUUUUGAGACUUGUGUAUUAAAUUCACUGGAACUGGG
Molecule: messenger RNA, 1059 nt
Organism: Phyllostomus hastatus (greater spear-nosed bat)
Lineage: Eukaryota; Metazoa; Chordata; Mammalia; Chiroptera; Phyllostomidae
Gene: TBCB
Product: tubulin folding cofactor B
Exons: 6
Coding region: 179-913 (244 amino acids)
Biological process (GO): tubulin complex assembly; cytoplasmic microtubule organization; post-chaperonin tubulin folding pathway
Cellular component (GO): microtubule plus-end; cytoplasm; nucleus
Molecular function (GO): alpha-tubulin binding; microtubule plus-end binding
Source: RefSeq, a predicted model, not a curated record